Trypanosoma conorhini is the source of this 342-nucleotide messenger RNA. RefSeq lists its product as uncharacterized. Bases 1 to 342 code for a protein of 113 amino acids. The transcript has a single exon. NCBI's taxonomy places the organism in Eukaryota, Euglenozoa, Kinetoplastea, Trypanosomatida, Trypanosomatidae. The record is from RefSeq and is a predicted model, not a curated record.
AUGGUGGGCGCCGUCUCCAGGCGCUGCAGCCGGGCCCGGGCCGCCGUGGCCGCCGAGAGUUCACGCAGCGUCGGUUGGUUGACGAUCUUCGGUCGCAACUUCCGGCGCGGCUCGCCCCCACAGCCGUCGGCGGUGUGCGACGCGCAUUCGUCCAACGACGCCCACCGCCCUAUUGGGGAGGUAUUCGCCACCAUGCGGCUGCGCUCGACGCACAGGAACGCACCGCCGCCGCCGCCGAUGCCGCUGGCGCAGCGGGAAAGCGCCCUGGAAAAACAGAAGGUGCUGCUGCUGCUGCUGCUUCCGGCGGUGGCGCAUGCGACGACGACGACGACGACGCCGUGA